Messenger RNA from Eriocheir sinensis (Chinese mitten crab), 2318 nucleotides. Its product is annotated as fer3-like protein. The record is from RefSeq and is a predicted model, not a curated record. Gene Ontology annotation, molecular function: RNA polymerase II transcription regulatory region sequence-specific DNA binding; DNA-binding transcription factor activity, RNA polymerase II-specific; protein dimerization activity. The coding region runs from base 250 to 714 and encodes 154 amino acids. Gene Ontology annotation, biological process: developmental process; regulation of transcription by RNA polymerase II. NCBI's taxonomy places the organism in Eukaryota, Metazoa, Arthropoda, Malacostraca, Decapoda, Varunidae. The transcript is spliced from 3 exons.
CUUACUAACAAACUCUCUUUCUUCGCAGAGUUCGGCUACGAGGUGACGUACGGGGGGGGAGGAGGCGUGUACGGAGGCGGGGGCGGCGGGGGGGCUGGGGCGGGGCUAGUCUGGGACGGGGCGGGACCUGGGGGACCUCUCGGGCACCCAUACCCCGCCCACGACGCCGCCUUCGCCGCCGCCGCCGCCGCUGCCGCCCUGCCGCUGCACGACCUCUGGCAGACCAACCCCUUCAGAGGCCAGUGCGUUAUGGGCCACAGGUACGGCGGCGGCGGUGUCGGCGGAGGAGGUAAGAAGGUCCGCCGCCGGGUCCCGUCCAUCGCCCAGCGCCGCGCGGCCAACGUGAGAGAGCGGCGGCGUAUGUUCAAUCUAAACGAGGCCUUUGACAAGCUACGGCGGAAGGUGCCAACGUUCGCCUACGAGAAGCGGCUGUCGCGCAUCGAGACCCUCCGCCUGGCCAUCACCUACAUCUCCUUCAUGACGGAGCUCCUCGCCUCAGAGCACGAGGCCGCCGCUGUAGCCGCCGCCGCUGCCGCCGCCGCCUCCUCCGCGCCCGGGGCAGGGGGCAGGGGCGGUCUGGGCAGGGGGGCCGCCGCUGCCAACGUCGCCCCCCCCGCCGUGCCCGCCCCGCCCAGACAGCUUGAGUGGGACCCAGAAAUGUCACUUGGGAAGCGACCCGCUGCGCAGUUCGGCACUCAAUUGCCCGCUAGUUAAUUGUUUAGUCUAUUGUAUUAUCUUGUAUUUGUUGUUGUUGUCGAGGAGUGAUUUUUUUCUUUGGCUUAUAGUGCCGGUAGGCUUUCUUAGCGGGCCAAGUGGUGGUCAGCCCGAGCUUGCAAUGGCGCAGGCAAGUGUUUAUAGUGGCGCCAUCUUGGUUGGCUCAUGCUGCCUCCCGGAGCUCAUCAUUGAUCCACUUUAGAGUUAAUCUAGAGUCCGGGUUGAUAAGUGGUCUUCAGUAUAGCAUGUGAGUAGUCUUCGGGCCCGGUAACACUGACUUUACGACUUAAUAAAGACCUCCCGCGACCUGUAGGUCACGGGAGGUCGUACAUGGUCGUGCGUGAGAUCGCAUGUGUCUCCGUCCCCCGUGCGACCUAAAAGAUCGGCUGGAGGUUUUUGGUGCUGCACCAAAAACCUCCAGCAGACCUCUCAGGUCACUGCCGGUCGUAAAAAGGUUGCCGUCCGGUGGCCGAACGGACUGCGUCUGGACGGCAAGCGGACUGCCACCGGUGACCGACAUAUGACCGUCAACUGGUGAACGGCGACCGGAUGGCGAGCGGACGCCGUCCGGUUGCCGAUAGGUGGUGGUGGAUGGUGAUGUUCGCCGUCCAUUCUGGGUCUGUCACUGGCCGUGGUCGGCGUCCGGACACCCUCCACAUGGCGAGUCGUGCAGCGACCGGUGGUGGGCUGGACGGCAAACAGACAUACGACCUUAUAUUAAGACCGGUCAGUACGGGAGAUCACCGUCAUCAUUGCGACAGGACGGGAACCGGUCGCCGAUGGUCGCCGUCCGGCCACCUACUAGACGGGCACUGGACGACCGCCGGUAGCCGCACGGUUGUACGACUGCCCGGCCACCCACGUGGUCGGGAAACGACGGGUGUGAAUCGCAAAAUUUUGGGGUCGCGGGUGGUCGUUAUCAGGUCGUAAAGUCAGUGUGACCGGGGCUUUAGAGCACUCGGCGAUGACUGAGCAGUGUCAGCUUGUAGCGGCGGGCGGGACUCACUGCGCCCCCACAUGACCACUCAGCCGCCACCACAUGUAUCUAAUAUUUGUUGGGUAUUGUCCCCCUUCAAUACGCUUGCUCCGUGUUUGUAUAUUACAUAGAUACAGACCACAUAGUCACCAUUUGUUUUUACAUAUAAAGUUACGCGUUCGUAAUGUACAAUAAGCAAUAUAUUUGUCUUCCAAACUUGAUCCAACACACACACACACACACACACACACACAACGAAGUCUUCCAUACUGUAUUCUCAAUAACAUUAUAACUUUUAAGUCUUUUAUGUAUUAGUAUUAAGCAUAUUAUCAUUUUAUACUAGUAGAAAUAACUAUAACUACUACUACUACUACUACUACUACUACUACUACUACAUCUAUAACAUGUACUUAAUCCUAGGAAUAAUAAUAAGUAAUAGUAAUAAUAAUAAUAAUAAUAAUAAUAAUAAUAAUAAUAAUAAUAAUAAUGAUAAUAAUGUCUUCCAAUUCUUAGGGAAACUUCAACUAAAAAUAAAUAAAAUAAGAGUGAAUGUGUGUGUGUGUGUGUGUGUGUGUGUGUGUGUGUGUGUGUGUGUGUGUGUGUGUGUGUGUGUGUGUUAGACUUAAAA